CUCACCUCUUUGCUGAAAGAAUGAAGAAUUUCUCAUUUAAAUAUCCCUUUCCAAACUUCCCGAAUUUUUCUUUCCAUAGUAUAUAGACCACUUCUUAGAGGUCUGUCUGUUUGGAAGUCAGAGGGACAGGCAACAAGGCAAGGAAAAGCAUCAGGAAAGCCUGGUAAGGUCUAUGUUGCUGCUUACAUACCUUGAAACCAUGUGGUUGACAUAUGUGGUAGCUUUUUGCCUGGUGUUCGCCACCAUCACUAAUGGAGACAAGCAGCUUUUGGCAGACAAGAGUACCAGCUUGGCCCUAAACCUCUACCACAACAUGGUCAAGGAGAAGAACCAGGGGAAUAUUCUCAUCUCCCCAGUGGUGGUGGCCUCCUCUCUGGGCUUGGUGGCCCUUGGGGGGAAGGCGUCCACUGCCUCACAGGUUAAAACAGUCCUCAGUGCUGACAAGGUGAAGGACGCGCAACUGCACGCCAGCCUGGCUGAACUCCUGACAGAGGUCAGCAACUCCACAGCCCGCAAUGUCACCUGGAAGAUCAGCACCCAUCUGUAUGGCCCCAGUUCUGUCAAAUUUGCAGACAAUUUCAUCAAGAGCAGCAAGAAGCACUACAACUGCGAGCACUCCAAGAUCAACUUUCGGGAUAAACGCAGUGCCAUCAAGUCCAUCAAUGAGUGGGCAUCCAAGUCAACUGACGGCAAAGUGCCCGAGGUCACUAAGGACAUGGACAAGACUGAUGGAGCCACGAUUGUCAAUGCUAUGUUUUUUAAACCUCACUGGGAUGAGCAGUUUCAUCACAAGCUGGUGGACGACCGUGUCUUCCUCGUUUCUCCCUCCUUCACAGUCAACAUUCCCAUGAUGCACCGCACAGGUAUCUACAGCUUUCAUGAGGACACUAAGAACAGCCUGUAUCUGUUGAGCAUGCCUCUGGCCCACAAGAUGUCCAGCAUGAUCUUCAUCAUGCCCUACCAUGUGGAGCCUUUGGAUAGGCUGGAGAAACUGUUGACCCAAGAGCAGCUGGACACCUGGCUGGGCAGCCUGGAGGAAAAGGCUGUGGCCAUCUCCCUGCCCAAAGUCAGCAUGGAAGUCAGCCACAAUCUGCAGAAACACCUUGGGGAGCUGGGCCUGACUGAAGCUGUGGACAAAACCAAAGCUGACCUGUCCAACAUCUCAGGCAAAAAGGGCCUGUACCUGGCCAAUGUCUUCCACGCCUCUGCCCUGGAGUGGGACACAGAGGGCAACCCCUUCGAUGUCAGCAUCUUUAACACAGAUAAGCUGAAGAACCCCAAGCUGUUUUACGCAGACCACCCCUUCAUCUUCCUUGUGAAAGACAACAAGACCAAAUCCAUCCUCUUAAUUGGCAGGCUGGUCCGGCCAAAAGGGGAAAAAAUGAGAGAUGAGUUGUAAUUCUGGUAAAGGUCUUUGGUAACACGUGUUUGUGUGUGUGUGUGUGUGUGUGUGUGUGAGCUAGGGUUUCUCUGUGCACUUGUGUGUAUGUGUGUAUGUAUGUGCAUGAUUGAUGGGUAAAGAAACAUGAAUGUAGAGAUGUCUGUUACCUCUUGAGCUCAUUCCAUUAGAUCACAUGUGGACUGACAUCUGGGUCUAUUACCUGAUUCACAUUUCAGAAAGUUAGUUUUGCUUACCUCGGUGUUAUGUAUUUUUAACCUUUAAUGAUAUGUGUCAGAAACAAUGCAUUUCUAAAACAUUUUGAACUCCAUGCGUCACACAGAAGUUCAAAGAACCAUCCGCUAUCAUGUGACUUGUUUACCUGUUUAAUGGCAGAUCACAUGACUGACAAUAUGCUUACAUUAAGUAUGAUUUCUCUGAUAAUAUGUGUUGAAUCUUAGACUAUCUUUAAUGUUUAAAGCAGAAUUGUUUUUACACAUGUUAUGUAAGAUUAUCUGGUUGUAGUACUCACAAUGUUAGACAAGCCAAUAAUUCCCUCCUGGCUUCCAGUAGCCAUAACAUUUGUUUUGUUUUUUAGUUAUUGGACAUCUGCAGGAUAUUUCACAAAGCAGGAUUACUGAGUUAGCUGGAUAACUGAGUGAGUGAAACUCAGUUGCUGAGUGGUUUUACUCAGGGGAGUUCUCCAGCUAACUCAGUAAUUCUGCUUCAUGAAAUACGUCCCUGCACUGAAACUGCCAGUCUGCACUAGUCUGCCUGCAACUAAAAGGUUAUGUGUGAGUAAGGUGUUUGACUCAGUAGAUGAUGUUCCGCAUCUUCAUACUGUGUCAGGUCAUGUCAUUUCUCUGUCAUUCUAUAGCCACACAAACUCUUUGGGAAUAAUUUGAUAAUAUGUGUGUUUGUUUCUCUUUUUUAUUGUCAAGAAAAUGUGUGUCCAGGUAUUUACAGUGGGCUUAUUUUUAUGUGAAGGGUUAACUGUUAGUUAAAAGACCAAUCUCUCCACUAAUGCAUUUUCUUACCAAGUCAAAGACACCAGUGACUGUAAUGUAAUGUCAGCAGCUUUUAACUGCUCUAAUCAACCUAAUUUCAUUCUAACACUGCAAUGUUAAUGUUGGCUAUUUUACCUUUUUUGAGAAGUUACAUGUUAAACUAGUCCGUAUCAGCUAUUUAAUGAAAUCAUUGGUAUGAAAAACACGACAAAUUUUGGACUAAUUAUGUACCGUUAUAAUGACAUUAAAUGGUUAUUUCCCCAGUUCUCCAAAUUGCUGUGGUAAAACAUUUUCAUGUCGGGCGGGGUGCGCACAUAGUUUGAGCCUGGUUCAAUACAAAUGCAGUGUGUGUGUGUGGACUGAUCUUGCAAUCGCAUUUGUAAGACCUAGCAGUACAGGAAACUACGCUAAAAACAUGGGACAGUCUGAAAAUGAACUGCCGUUCAUUGGUAUCAAAAGGCCUUAUAUAAAUAAAAAAACAGGACAAAUCCUAAAUUAAAUGAAUAAUCAAGAUGAUCUACGCCAAACGUUAGAUUAUUGCCGCUUUUGUGUCAUUUCUCAUAAAGCCUGACUGUGUUUCAUCAAUAAUGACAUCUAAAGUCCUGUACGCAAGGGAUUAAUAUUGCAGGACAACGUUAGUCAUGUAUUUUUUAUCAUUGCAUGAGUGAUUUCAGUGGCCGAUCCGCACA
Molecule: messenger RNA, 3074 nt
Organism: Anguilla rostrata (American eel)
Lineage: Eukaryota; Metazoa; Chordata; Actinopteri; Anguilliformes; Anguillidae
Product: serpin H1-like
Exons: 5
Coding region: 173-1399 (408 amino acids)
Biological process (GO): collagen fibril organization
Cellular component (GO): endoplasmic reticulum
Molecular function (GO): serine-type endopeptidase inhibitor activity
Source: RefSeq, a predicted model, not a curated record